This is a messenger RNA of Coregonus sp. 'balchen', 4275 nucleotides long. The record is from the annotation of a GenBank genome assembly. NCBI's taxonomy places the organism in Eukaryota, Metazoa, Chordata, Actinopteri, Salmoniformes, Salmonidae.
AUGAUGCUUCCUGUGUUUUCCAGCACUAUGUUGCCGACCACCUCGCCGCAGAACGGAAGCCUGAGCGCCCGCGAUGCGGCACGCCACACAGCGGGCGCCAAGCGCUACAAAUACCUGAGGAGGCUGUUGCACUUCAAAGCCAUGGAUUUUGAGUUUGCAGUGUGGCAGAUGCUCUACCUGUUCACCUCCCCACAGAGAGUCUACCGCAACUUCCACUACAGGAAGCAGACCAAGGACCAGUGGGCCAGAGACGACCCUGCCUUCCUGGUGUUACUCAGCAUCUGGCUCUGUGGUCAGUAUCUUGGGUCUUUUUCACAGCAGUCGAUCUAUAACAAUCACCUGUCCUUUCUGAACAAGUGUGGUAUGCGGGAACUGUGUAGCAAUAGUUUGACCACUAUAAUCACUUUUUGCAAUUUAGAGAAAGUAUAAAUAUGCACAACCCCAACAAAAAGCAAAGCACAUUUAAAGCAUCAUAUUAAAGCUUUGAUUAAAAAUGAUAAAGCAGCAACAGAAAUCAUAAGCCAACUCAAAAUUGGAUGCAAUAAGGCUUUUUUGUAUCGGAUAUAACCAGCAAUCAAGUAGGAAUGAAUGUAUCAUUUGGAGUAUUCAUGUCUGGUUAUGGGGCCCUCUUUCCACUGACUUGGGCUCAUCUCACGUGAUUAAAACAGAUCAGAGACAUAAAUAGAGUUUGUGAUGAGCCUGUGCAGUCUCAAGGAAAUUAUUUGAUGAUCAGGCACUCCACAUGCUCGGCACUGACACAAAUGACUGAUGAUUGGCUGUAAGACAUUGAUAGUAAGAAGAUUGUGGGAGCUGUUUUGUUAGACUUCAGUGAAGCUUUUGAUGUCGUUGUUCAUAACGUAUUGCUGAUAAAACGUGGGUGUUAUGGAUUUGCAUCCUCUGCCUUAUUAUGGAUUGAGAGUUACCUAUCUAAUAGAACAGAGGGUUUUCGUUAAUGGAAGCCUCAGUUGAGUGUGGUGAACUGCAGGGCAGCCUUGAAUAAAGCCUCUGUGUCUAUGUACGCUGACGACUCAACAGUAUACACGUCGGCUGCAACAGUAAAAUAAAUAACUGAGACACUUAACAUGGAGCUCCAGUCAGUUUUAGAAUGGGUAACUAGCAAUAGGCUGGUGCAAAAUAUCUCAAACUAAAAGCUCAACGCUAAACCUAAUUUAGAUCUAUUAUUAAAUAAUGUGGACUAUUGAGCAAGUUGAGGAGACUAAACGGAUGGGUGUAACCCUAGAUAGCAAGCUGUCAUGGUCAAAACAUAUAGACUCAAUGGUUGCUAAAAUGGGAAGAGGUCUGUCCAUGAUAGGGCGUUGCUCUGCCUUCUUGACGUCUCAGUCGACCAGACAGGUCCUACAGGCCCUAGUUUUGCCACACCUGGACUGCCCAGCUGUGUGGUCAUGUACGGCAAAGAAGGACAUAGGUACAUUUCAGUUGGUCCAGAACAAAGCAGCACGUAUCCACUUAGAUGUACACGGAGGGAAAGUGUCAGCAACAUGCAUGUCAAUCUCUCCUGGCUCAAAGUUAACUGCAUCACUAUUGGUCUUUGUGCGAGGUAUUGAUGUGUUGAAGGUACCGAACUGUCUGUUCAAGCAGUUGUCACACAGUUUGGACAGUCAUCGGUCGACAGAUCUCCCACAAGGUCAAAAACAGGGACUCGAACCAGCGAUCCAUGAUCCCCCCCACAGUUCCCCCCCAGAGAUAAAUAAAAUAAUUCCAUUCCCCACCCCCAAGCCCCCCGUCCCCACGCCCCCCGUCCCCAAUGCACCAACAACCAACAAAAUGAACAAAAGACAAAGGAAAACAACAAUGCAAAAAACAAAAGACAUCAAGGACAACAAGAAUCAUGACAGCAAGGCCAACUGAAUAUGUUUGAGUGCAUGUAUGGAACUAUUUACGUGUGUGUGUGUCCAUGUAUGUGCACGUGUGCAUUUGAAUGAGAGUGUGUGUAUAUGCAUGUGUGCAAACACCUGCACGGCAUCAGCCUCAGGCAAACAGGCAUUAGCUGUAACAACACUGCCCCUCAGUGUCAUUCAAACAUACUUUUUGUUAUGUUUUUAUUUUUACUUUGAUCUUUGAACGUCUUUCUAUCCCCCGCCCAGCAACUCCACUCCCACUUGUCUCCAAUUCCACAUCCCACCCCUCAGCUUCCCUCAGCCCAUCCCAUCUAUCUCUGCUGGUCACCCUACGCCCCAUAUAUCUUUCAACUAUGCUGUGAUGUUUAACAUACAAUUUCAAUCUAUCUAAUCGAAUAUAAUCCACAGAUUGCGAGUUCAAGAUAAAUACUUUUACUAAGAGUAUUAGUAUUAGUAAUUGACUGACCCGGUCUCUCCAGAUCUAUUUCUAGGGUUAAUUUUACAUCAAUGUUAUGCAUUUUCAGCAAUUCCUGAACCUGAGACCAGGCUACCUGAGGGCAAUACCAGAAUAAAUGGUCUAUUGAUUCUGUAUCCUCACAACAAAAUCUGCAGAGCUUCGAUGAUUGUAUGCCCAAAAUAUUCAACAUUUUGUUGGUGGCAAGAAUUCUAUAUAAUAAUUUUAGCUGAAAAGCACAAAGUCUUGAAUCUUGCGUCGUUUUAUAUAUCAACUCAUACCAUGGAAUCGGUACAUCAAAAAUCUCUUCCCAACUAUUUUGCAAUCUACAUGGCACAGCUGUCAACAUCCUGGUCCUCAAAUGAAACUAGUAUACUUUCCUAUUUAUGCUAUGUUUAUUCCUCUGCCAGUUUUGAUCCUUUAUAUUGGGCAGACAGACCAGUUCCCUACCUCCUCCCACUGCCUCCUGCCUCCUCCAGUUUUGGGGUAAUGCUGUAAUCAAUUGGUUGUAAUCUUGGAUUGAGCAGACCUUCCCAUACAAUUCUGAUAACUCCAUGAAAGACAGAACUCUACCAUUCAAAUGUACAAUAUCAUUUCAAAACAAAAUACCCUUUUCAAACAUAUUUCCCAUAAAUACAGGUAUUUUAUCAACCAGCACAUUUGAGUUCAGCCAUAAUAUUUGUUCUAUCUUUUCAGACCUAGAUAUUGUGUGUAUGUACUGAUAUGUGGGCUAUGUGUGACGUUUUAAAUGUAUGUAUUUCAGUCCUUGACUAAUAAUGUUCUGUACCAUGUAUUAUAUCAUGUUUCAUGUGGAUCCCAGGAAGAGUAGCUGCUGCGUAUGCAGCGGCUAACGGGGAUCCUAAUAAAUACCAAAUAUAUUACAAAUUGCAAUAUUAUAAUCUUUCUGCUUUUUGAAUUUAAACUACAAUCGUCAAAACUGUUUCCCUGUGGCUGCGGUUGACACCUGUCUCUCGUCCUCGGUGUAGUGUCCACGGUGGGCUUUGGGUUGGUGCUGGACAUGGGCUUCGUGGAGACUCUGAAGCUGCUGCUGUGGGUGGUGUUCAUAGACUGCAUCGGAGUGGGCCUGCUCAUCUCCACACUCAUGUGGUGAGUAGAGAUGUACAGAUCUGAAAGAACUAGAUGGGUGUACGAUAUAUGGAAUAGCUGGAAGCCUAUAAGAAGGAGCCACAGCAUCAUAUUGUGUGUGUGUCUAUCUGGUCCCUUCAGAUAGAGGCUAGAGGUUGUCUUCGGGACGUGCAAAUGUUUAACUUCUAUCAGUUUUGAAACGCUAGUCCUUCCCCAUGCUCUUCUAAAGGGCCUUUCCUGUCUGUCCUGUAUCCCCAGGUUCAUCACCAAUAAGUACCUGCUGAAGCCCCCCAGUAAGGACUAUGAUGUGGAGUGGGGCUACGCAUUCGAUGUGCAUCUCAAUGCCUUCUACCCCCUGCUUGUCAUCCUGCACUUCCUCCAGCUCUUCUUUAUGAACCGUGAGUGCAAACGUAUUACACAUUUAUAACAUGUUAUAAGAGGUGUUAUUUGUCACAUGUUGUAACAGUGUCUGAUCUCUGCUCUGUUUGUUUCAGAUAUCGUAGUGAUAAACUCCGACUGGUUCCUGGGGUACUUUGUAGGGAACAGUCUGUGGCUGAUAGCCAUCGGCUACUAUCUAUACAUUACAUUCCUGGGAUACAAUGGUGAGGCCCCCAUUAAGUUUUAUUCACCUUUAAAUGGAUAGUUCACUGGGGGAUGAAACCAUCAGACCCUCUAACAAUGGUUACAUCUACCAACUCCAUAUUUACUCCAGUUCCUCUCCCUCUCUGUCUCUCCUCAGCACUGCCCCACCUGCAGAACACAGUGGUUCUGCUCUACCCCUUCGCCCUGCUAGGUCUCCUCUACAUCCUCUCUCUCUCUCUGGGAUGGAACUUCACCAAGGGCCUCUGCUGGUUCUACAAGUACCGCGUCCAGUAG